GUGGAAUUUGCUGCCAAGGAGUGUGGUGGAGUCUCCUUCUUUGGAGGUCUUUAAGCAGAGGCUUGACAACCAUAUGUCAGGAGUGCUCUGAUGGUGUUUCCUGCUUGGCAGGGGGUUGGACUCGAUGGCCCUUGUGGUCUCUUCCAACUCUAUGAUUCUAGGAUUCUAUUCUAUGAUUCUUAACGGCCAAAAGUUGUGAUAUUUUGCUAUAGGGAAGGCAAAACCUCUAGACUGGCCAAUUUGUCUACAAGCAAAUACCUUCCUGGCUCCAAAUACAACAAGCAUAGCAAGAUCAGGAGGCACAAAGAAAAACUGGUUAGACAGAAUAAAACCUGUCUUCCUCUACUCUGGAAGGUUCAAGCUGGGGAGGUGGUCUCCACCAUUCCUCCUCUGUCCAGUCCUUGACAAUACUAGUCUGUUAUUCCUUGGAUGCAGCAUGUCAGGUGAAACAACCAAUCACUUUCUCAUGAUAAUUUCCACCAUGUCUAACAUCUUGGGUAGUUAUAAUGAAGCACGUAAAAGUAAAGUGGUACCCACUUAAGAGUGAAACGAGGAUCAGACAGACACAGCUUGUAGAGAAAAAGGUGAGGUUUUAUUGCUGAGCAAUAAGGACCCAGUUGGAAUCUUUUCCAAAAGGACUGGGACCCAGAGAGAUACAGGUCCUGAGGUUAUAUACCUGAGCAAAUCACAGAUCAUGAGACAAUCAUGAAACAGUCACGAACGCCAGCGAAAAAUAGCCAAUUAGCGUGCUUCUUGCCAUGCUCCUGAUCUUACGCAGAGUUUUACUCCUAACUUCUGCUUUCCAUUGUGUGUACAAUGAUGCACAAUGAUGUACAGCCUGACCUUUUCCCUACUUCUGACAGAACAGGGAAAUAAGGCUUAGGGAGGGAAUCUCCUGGUGCUACCUCCCCCUUACGCAUCUGCUCUGUAGGGAUUUUUGUGGUUAGGCCCUUCCUGUUUUGUGGACCAUUUUAGCCUGUAGUUGAGGGGGAUAUUUGUACCAGCGCCUUGUGAUUCAUGGCUUCCCCUUUCCUAUAGGGUACAGGAUGUUACUAGGUGAAAGGUUGGUUCUGGACUUGCGGUUCCAAGCAGUUUGCAGUUAGCUAAGGCAAAAAGCUUUCUUGAUUCAAAAUGGAUUAUAAAAAUACUGUAAGCCCUGAUUAUGUGUGAGCAUAUGUGAAUAUAUUGAUUACUGAUAACUGAUUAUAUGAAUAGCAUAAGGGUGGCCCCCCUUUCCUUGCUUUAAUGGUACUCGUCAAAGAGCUUUUUUAUUCUUCAAAAGGAUUGCUAUUUUAAAAAAUAAGUUUUUAUUAAAGAUUUUAUCAGGUUACGAAAGUGCAUAUAUGUUGACAGGUUGCUUAUGCUGUUCAUUGUGUCAUCCAAACAUACAAUGUCUUCUGCAUGCAUGUCAGUCUCACUGCAUGGUUAUUCUUGUGACCAUCCAUUACAUUACUCCUGCUACUGAAACAUCUGCAAUUUUGUCUAUUCAAUGCAUAAACCAUGCAAUCCUGGUCCUGAAACCAUGCACUAGUGGAGGCCAAAAAAAGUGCAUAUUUUGUGUAAUACACCUACUCUAAUUAUGCUGAUAUAUUUGAAUUUGUCCGGGUGCUCCCAUGAUAUCUUCAGACUUUGGGCUCCCACCAGCUUGCAGAAUCCCCUUGCUAGCUGGUUCUCAACUUAUAUACCUGAUUGUUGUGAGGGUAAGUUGAAGAGGGAGAGAACCCUUAACUCCUUGGGAGGAAUGCUAAAGGCUAACACAAAUGAGUACAUAGCAGAAAAUUAGUAGGCGAGCCCUUACCCCCAACUGAGGUGGCAAAUCCUCUAUACAUAAUCUCACUGAAUAUUAUUGUUAAUUGCAAUGGGAUACACUUCUGAGUAAACAUGCAUAGGAUUGGGCACAGAUAGGGAAGCUUCAAAAGCAGUGAAGUUGUGGGAAGAGGGCGAAGGAAAAAUAACAAAAGAAGCAAAACCCAGUAAUCUCUGGGGACACCAGCGGCAUAGCUAGCUGCUAGGGAGCAAGGCAAGCCACCUGUGGGGCAGGGCGCACUACUGAGCAUAGCACAGCAGCUUGAGCAGCAGGGCCAGCCCCAUGCUGCUUUUUCUGGCUAUACAGUACUUGCAGGUGUCCAAGCUAGUGCAUCACUCCCAGGGGAGACACCAUGGCUCAGAUGUGCUACAGGGCCAGCACGUCCCAGUUGCGUCCUUCUUAGCCGCCCUCAGCAGCCGAGUGCCCUGCAAGCACAGCCCCAGGCUGCACUGCUUUGGGGAGUGGCGCACCGUGCUCUGGGGCGUCCUGGACUUGGGCGUCACUUUGGGCUCCGGCAUGUUGCCCCCAACGUAAAUGCCACCCGAUGCGCCCCCCCCCCCAGCUACACGACUGGGUGACACCAAAUCAUAAACCCAUAUCCCCAUAUCCUAAACACAUCAUAUUUCCUCCCUCCUUACCACUCAGGACAGUCCAUCCCAGUUUUUCUACCUGCUGUUUCCAAUCCUUUCCAAUUCAUGCCACUAGCAGGAGUGCUGCUUUUACAAGGAAUUAGUUCUUUAUAACAAAGGUCAAAUUACCCUUCUUUAAAAAUGGUUAACGAUUCCAUACUUCCAGAUUUUGUAUUUGUGAUGCCUCAUCGACGUUUUAUGCAAUAUUAAGGCCCUAUCUGGAAACACCAUAACACUCCCCAUGAUGCUAGACCCCUACAUUUACUACAGACAAACCAAAAAUUUACAUGACUGAAGAAAUAUUUGAAAGGCGAAAGGCAUGGAAAUAGAACGUAAAUAAUCUGUGUUAAGGACAAGAAUGAAACAGUUGGGAUGUGUUGGGGAAGCUAAGCACUAUAAGAAGCGAGGAAAUAGAAAGGAUUCCAGACUGCUUUUUCAAACGGUUGUUGUGGAAAAUCUUAAAAAUCAAUAUCUUAACACCAUCCCUUCUGAGUUCUCAACAGUAUCUAACCCUCAGACAGAAUAGAGGGGUUGCUUUUUGAGGUGACUUCGCUUUGCUCCUUCAAGAGCCUGUCUUGUCAAGCCACUGUUCAUAUUUUCAGCAGGCUUUUUGACUGGAUGCAGGCCCUCAUCUCUUAGGCCUCCUCAGCUGAGGAAAUUGCACAGGUUCUGUAAAUGGAUGUUAGUUCAGGCCUGUGAGACAAAAUAUGGGAAACGGCUGGGGUAGGCAUCCAAAUCACUGGGAUUUUUAAUUUGGAGGAGGCAUAUUUUCUAAAGAGCCCCCCCCCCCCCAAUGCCUAACCAAGUGCCUCAGUUCCUGGCUGCUUUUUUCCUUUCUAUGAGGCAGCUCUUCUAUAAUUAUGAUUUCUGUUGUUAAUCUGUUUUGCCAUUAUUGUUUUCUAAACCCAGUGAGAAGCCUAUUUUUGGACUAAGAAGGCAGCGUACAACUUUGAUCUGACAACAGAAUUGUGGUGUGUGUUUGUAAAUAAUAGUCAAAAAUUGAAACACCCCCACCCCCCAUGAGGCAAUGCAGUUGCACUUGUGAAAUAAUUGUUCAAACAAACAGUUGCACUGAAGACCUGCUGUACGUAUUUGGGCACGCUGCCGUUGUGCUCUUUUCUUCAAACUGAAUUUGGGCCUUGAUCCUACAAUUUGAACAUCACAAAGGGUAUUCACAGAGUUUGGUAGUACCUUACACAGAAUUUCUGCCAUGACAGACUUUUGAACAAAAUAGGGUGGGAAGAGGAGAGAGAAGUGACUUUCUGGGGGGGGGGGUGGCUUACAUGGACAACAAUAACUUUUAUUACCUCCUUGUUUGUACUUGAAGUCUCUCAAAAUUAUAACAAGUUGGCUAAACAAAAAUGACGUGACCCUUAACAAGAAAAACAUUUGAGAAGGUUUUAAGAGAAUUUUAAAGAUUGCUGUGGUUACGUAAAUUGUUUGUGUUAGAGAACACCAAAAUAAAGUUCUGUAAUAGUAGCUUGUUGACUUAAUACACAUUUCAAAAUGAUACUUUCAUUUCAUUUUCUUAUAGAAAAUAGCAUCAAAAGGAGAGUACGGCAAGUGAGCACUGAGGCAUAAUUUAAUGCAAAUCAAUCAAGUAUAGUUUUCUGUUUUAUUCAUGCUGUCAAAAUAUUAUACAUAAAUUUUGUCAUGUGCCAGGUGACCUACAGUUAGUUAUUAGCUUGCUCAUUCUUAGAUUAAAAAUAGGUGGAUUUGACAUCUAAUGUACAGUAGAACCUAAUAGUUCUCUUUCACUAGAUGUUUUCCUUUUACUUCUUAACAGCACAGUCCAUUAUUUCCAAAAUUCUCCCAUUCAAAAUCCUCUUUAAUUUUCAAUCCAUGUAUCUCCGAAUUUGAACAUUUUAAAACAGGAAUUUCAAGGCUGAUCAUAUGGCUUAAGGUAUUUCCCCACAGCUGUCUUCAUAGCAAACAUCCCAUUAUGUCAUAGAAAGGCAGAACAUAUUUCCUUGAGAACAUUGACAAAUUAAUCUUAGUUGCUGUCCCCUUAAAACAGGCAUACUCAAACAAAUGUAUCCAGCCACUGAAUUUUAAAAGUUCACCACUAUAUGGAUAAAUCUGCUUUUUCCUGAUAUUAUUCCAUCCUGUUCUCAUCAAUAUUUUCCAGUGUUCCAAACUUCAGUUUUAGCUCCACAAACUUCCAGCUUUCCUCAGUUCUGUAAUCAUUUUAUUUCUUUAAUCCAAAGGGGAUAGGUAUCGAAACCUUACAGGCAAAUUACAACGUAUGUCUCUAACUUUGGGAUUGUUGAAAUAUAUGCAAAAAAAUUAGUCAGUUUGAGUUGUGCAACUCAAACUGGGUCUACUAGUCUCAAAUUUUUUAAGUAAUGUGGACUAAAGCCACUUCUGUGGCCCCUCCAGUAUUAGGAUGGACAGGCUUCAUCGGACCAUUGCCUAAAUCUUAUGAUCGUGUUGAUUUUGCUAGGUUCCCCCAUUUUGUGGUUUCCUCUCAAGUGACUGUAGCCUAGAAGAUGGCGACAGGCAGCAGUUACAGCCAUGGGUGGGUCAGUUGUUUGUUUGUUUUUUAAAAAAUAUUUCUUAUUGAGUUUUCUAACAACAUGUCUUUAACCAUUUUUCAUAUUUCCACCCUCCUCCCCUCGACUUCCCCCACACUCCCGUUUUGUUUUAUUUCCAUAUUGUUCACCCUGCGUAUUGUUUCCCCAAAAUUGGGUGGGUCAGUUGUGAUCCAGCUUCAUGCUCUGAAGUAGAGCAACCACUGCCAGGCCAAAUUCCCGAAACAGAACAGUCACGGGAUGCUGCUUCCUGCCUUAACGCUGCAGAAUGGAUGCUGAAACGUUAUGGCACAUUCAUACCUGGAACAUCAGGCAGUUCCUCAGGCUCUUGGAAGGUAAGCUUAAUUUAGCUGAGCCUAUAUGGAGGACCCUGUAUGUCAAUAAAAUAUGCCAUCCAUGCAUGGUAGUCUCCAUGUAUUUCAUUCUCCAAAAGGACACAGAGACUGUGUGAUUGGAACUCCAUGGGCUUUUGCCACUGCUCGGCCGAGAGAGGGGCACUGGGCAGGUACCAGACUUUUGUAACAAUAUACUGUCUGCCCCUGAGCAUUGACCUUGAGUCUCAGAGACUUAACAUAAGUAAACAAUAGCUGCAGUAUGUGUUUUUGAGAAAUCUAGAAAGUUCAAGAAAAUUCUGCACCUAUAAAACUUCAACCUUGUCAAUGGAUUCUUAGGUGAGUAGUGAGAGUGUCACUGGCUGAAGGCCUUUCCAUGCAUUGAUUUGGGUUUUGGUCUGUAUGCUUUGAUGGGAAGCGAGAUCAUCGUUGUGACUGAAAUCGAUGUUGUACCCUACUGGGCUACUGCCGGUGUCUAUAAUCUACUUUUAUUGUAGGCAGGGCUUUUUUCAUGGGGAACUCAUAGGAACUCAGUUCCAGCACCUCUCAGGUGAGCGCCAUUGCCAUUGUAAGAGAAAGAGGGAGGUGUUCAUGGUGAGUUCCGGCAACUCUUUUUCUAGAAAAAUAGCAUUGGUUGAAGGUCCUAGAUGUGCUACUGCUUAGGGCUUGAUAGGUUUACCAUCAAAUGCUAUUUGUGACCUAACCCAGAGACAUAUGAUUGGCCACAGAAAUUGGGAUGCAGAAAGUGGACCUUGGUCCUGAUACAGCAAGCUUUAUGUUCUUAAAUUAGAUUUAAACUUGUUUUUAGUUUCAGAGUUUUGAUCCUUACACCAUUCAGUGAAGUCUCUAGCAUUGAAGUGCAGGCUUCCAGCAUGAUUUUGGACCAGACUUUCAUCUCUAAGUACCUCUCAUGAUUUACGAAAGGCUGUCAGACCUAAAUAAGAGAAGCUUUCCAUUUAUUUAUUUAUUUAUUUAUUCAUUCAUUCAUUCAUUACUUGCUUCUACACACAAAAGGAAUAAAACUACUAUGGUUUUUUACAAUAGGCACCAAUAGAUUUAAGUAAUUUGUAUAUGUUGUAAAAAUAGCUGCUUUGAAGCAAAAGAUAAAUUCCUCAUACACAUUGUCUUUUUCAUUGUCGUUAUAAAUAAGGUUUUGGAAUCAAACAAGGAAUCCGGCUUCCUUGUUCUUACCAUAGUUAUUUCCGGCCAUUUCUUCAUUUCCAGAGGAAAGGAAGUAAUGGUGAGUAUUCAUUUUCAUAAGUAAUUGUGUCCCUUUAGUUUCAUAGUGUCCAUUGUAGGAAUGUUAUAUUGGUUUUACUAAGCACUGCUUAAAUGGUUUGCAAGUGUAAGAACUUUGCUAGAUGCUUUCAAAUUUGCACAAAAUGCAAAGAAAGUCAUAUGGUCCGGUUAAAAGUUCACAGUUGGGCAAUAAUUUAUUAGGACAAACCCAGUAUCACAAAACAGUGAGAAAGCUUUCAAGCACUCAGAAAGGGUGCCCAGCAGAUUAGGGGGUGCAGGAGAAAAAACAAAGUUGGCUGAGCAUUGUUGGCUGCCCACUCUCCACCUUAGAGCAGAUUUAUGCCACAAGGUGCCAUAGGAAGGCACUGGACAUAGUAAAAGAUCCAUCGCAUCCCGGUCACUGUCUCUUCGAGCUCUUGCCAUCGGGACGGAGAUACAGGACGAUGAAGACUAGAACGAGCCGUCUUAAGAACAGCUUCUUCUCCAGAGCGAUCUCGGCCCUGAAUGGGAAGCCCGGACUUUGAAAGUCAUCUAAUCUCCCUUGCUGUAUUAUACUGUAUUGAUUAAUUAGUGUUUUUAUGGAGCAGUCAAGUAAUUUCGUUGUCCCCGAAGGGGGCAAUGACAAUAAAGAUAUUAUUAUUAUUAUUAUUAUUAUUAUUAUUAUUAUUAUUAUAUUUUAGCCAUAGAGUUUGUAAUUUAGAUCCAGCUGUAAAAUAGAAUUUACAGAAAGUCUCCCCAAUGCCAUGGUCCUGAUCUGGAUGGACUAAAUGUUAGCUGGAAUACAAAAUAAAACAGAAUAAUGCCCUAGCCACCCACCCCAGGAUGCUGUAACCAUUUAAGGGCUCUGACUGCUCUGAAUACACUUUGAUCUCCAGACCCAUGCUAAUGAUAGUGAUUGCUGUGCUUGUCAGUAGUAUUAUUGUACCAUCAGUGUGCACUGUGCAUUAUCAAGUAUAAGAUAACAGGUCCCUGCCCUAAAGAGCUUACCAUCCAAAAUGUAAUAUAAAGGUGAGAAUAAACUGGGGAGGAAUAUGAAAUUAUUUAAGUCAAACAUAACUUGCAGCCUACUUUCCCCACAUGGUGCAGGAAACUCCUUGUUUGAAAUAUUUCCCUUUCCCUUUAAAAAUGAAUCCUUCAUUGAUGGCUUUGAACUCAGUAGUUUGCCAAUGAAAUAAAAAUAUUUAACAUUUAGAUGUCUUCUACGUGUGCAAAGUGGCUCACAGGCUCACCUUGCAAGCUCCUGUUUUCUCCACUGAGAAAGACAACAACACCACUGUGAUUGAACAAUAAUUCCAAAAUGGAACAAUGGAGUUUGUUUCUGCUAUUUGGGUUUUUUUCUUUCUUUUGAGGAGGGUGUUUUCUGCUAACUCCCCUCUAAUACACUUUUUAAAAAAUCCAACGUCCCUGCAGAAUAUUCCUAAUCAUUACUGUAUAUAUGCUAAUACACCUGUCAAACUGUUAAUUGUUUAUGAGCAACUUCAAGGCCCCUGCUCUUCCUUCUUAUGGUUCUUUAUCUUUAGGCUGGACUUGGAUCAGAUAGCCCUUGAAAUAGACUGUAAGACGUAUUCCUGCUUCAGAGCUUUUCUGUAGAUAAAUUGAGCCAUGUUUCUUCCCCCCCAGGAAGGUUUUUCAUUAAUUGAUGCUUCUCAAUGGCUGAAGAUAGUUAGAAAUGCAGAUUGCAUUUUGUUUGGUUCAAAAACAAAGGUAUGCUGUUUCAGGCUUCAAAAUUCUUUUCUUGGCAUGUUUUUAUAUAUAUCUCUCUUUGGUGUUCUCUGACACAGUUGUCUAGAUUACUUUCCCCUCGUUAUUCUAUACUUUAAUUAUUUUCACUUAAUAAACCUUGAAUAGUUCCAGGUAUGUGUGUGCUUCUUACACAUCUAUUUUGUUGGCAUUUUAAGAUUAUGGGCACACAAAAUCCAAUUUAAAGAAAACCCUUCUGUUUUGGGCUGUAUGUUGCCUGGUAGCCCCCUGCUUCCUUACCAUCCACAGUACCACAGAAAAUUUGACAGCUUGCACAGAUCUGGAACUACUGCAUUUCUUGCUGAAGAAUGCUAUCAGAUGCUAUAUGGAAAAAAAAAACCCUCCAUAAUUUCUGUGCUCUUUGGUUUUCUGCUGCCUGAUUAUAAAUCUACCUUCCUGACAACUUUAUGCCAAAGAAACAUGGAAAUAAUAGGAUUACAUGCUUUGGAAAAGGUUUAUAAUAGUUCAUCACAACUAUUAGAAGUGGUUUUAUUUUAUUUUAUUAAAAAUACAAUUUGGAGUUCCUAUGUGCAAUCUGGUACACUCAAGAAGAAAUCAUUUACUUAGAUGUCGUAUUUUGAUGUACUUAUUCAGGUGUCAUAUUUAUUUAUAUAUUCAAGUCCUCUUUUUUAUAUAUCUGAAGACCUUGCUAAAGAAUUGUGCCAGCUGUGAAUACUGUUGCAACAAUCACCAUUCACAAAAUACUUUGCUUCAUAAAGUUGUGUGACUGGUAAUUAUAUGUAUGGCAAAAAUGACCAGAUGAAGCAGCCUACGGUGUUUUCAAUAAAGGUCUUAAUAUAGUCACAUUAAAUACAACACUGAUUUUUAAAUAAUAAAUACCUGAAAAAGAAGCUCUGAGGUUGGAAAAAGCAAGUUACAUUUAAGUUCUAUUCAAAUAAAUGCGAUAAGUUUUAUCACUAUCCCACCCAUCAGAAUGUGAGCCAAAAAGUCUCUCCACACCCGAGAGUCUGUUGUUUCUUAUGAAAUACUGUGUUUUGAUGUGUUUUUCCUCAAACCAGCUUUGAUCCAAAUUGAAAAAAGGAUGACCUAGCUGGGAUUUAAGCAGAUAAUGCCUAUGCAGCUGUAAGGUAGACAAGAAAAAGCAGCAUUACCUGUUAAUAAAUAACACAGGCUCACAUGAGAUGCACAAUUACAAUACCUCGUUAAAUUUGAAUGGUUCGUGAAAGGCUCCUGGGGGAGUUGGGGAUUGUAGGCUCAGGCACUGGGUGCAUGCUGCCAGUACCCAACUACCACCGGAAGAGUGAAAGAUGAAUGGACACAGGACAAGGUCUUGGGUUUGAAUAGGCCACAACUUCAUUGUAACUAGGUUUUGGUAGCCCAACUGGUGAUUGAUUGUUUUUGCUGGGUCAACCUUGGAUUAAGGGUCACCUUAUGACAUACAUCAGAUCAGAGCAUUCCAUCCAGAACUUCCACUCAGGAGGCGUGCCAUGGCUAGUUAGCUCCCGUCUGGGUAUCAGGACAGGCACUGCCUCCUGGACCCCUUUAUUGGGGUACUAAAUAUUUUUAGUGGCAGGGAUGGGAUUCCCAACACUGCCCCCCCCCCCCCCGGAUCCAACCCAAUGCUUUGCCCACCACCGAAUGCACUGGGAGCUCUCCUUUAUGAAUGAUGCAGCCAUACCCACUAGCCUGCCCGUCAUUGGCCUGUUCAAACAGGCAGGCUCCCAUCCACUUGUGCAGCCACAGGAAGAUUUUGUCCCCCAACAACUGCACAGGAUGGGAAGAGGGCGCCUAGCUGAGCCACAGUUGUGCCAGGCAACAAACCACUACUCCCAGGGGUCUUAAAGUAAGUGGCCAUUGUGAGUUGUGUUGUCACUUGUGCACCAAUUCAGUAAGAUCUAAAAGAAAAGCUUUUCAUAAUAAAAAUGAGCUAUUGGUCAGAAAAAGCAAGUAUUAGAUGUGCAAGCUAUUGCUAGCUACUCCUUAGUUUUCAUUAGAAAAUGAUGGUAAUAUAUCACAACUGUAGAGGUAUGUAUAUACCUAGGUUGAUGGUUUUAGCACUACAUCUUUAAACACCUAGAACAGGCAGGCAGCAUGAAUUAAAUUAAGGAGCUGGAAAGUUAGUUUCAUUUUCUCUUUGUAGAGCAAACACCGUAUGUUUCGUGUUCAGUUUAUUGGAGACUCCAAAACACAGGCAGAGGAGAACUGCAAUAACUGUGUGCAGAAGCUUGCUGAUUAUGUUCCCGUUCAAGUAAUGGAUGCAGCAAGACAGGAAUUGCAACCAGUUCACAGCCUGCUGCUAGAUAAUGAGCGUCAGAUGAAAGAUGCUGAGCAAAAUUCACCAAUGGAGCACAUUGUAAGGUGAUGGGGUGUAUGUAGGGGGUGGAUUGACAGAAGGAACGGAAAAGUACUGCUGUCACUUUUGUGUAUUGUUUACAUUUCUUCUAUAAAAUAGGAAUACAGGGUUAGCAAAAUAGAUUGCUGCCGCCCCCACCCCUGCCUCAUGGGGUUGUCUCAGCGUGCCUAAUGUAAGGGCUGGCCCUGCAGGAAUAGCCAACUGUUGUCCCAUGGGCUUCAGCCAGGAAUGCAUGUUUGCCUAUUCUUUUGAUUACCUUUUUAUACUUUUAUUGCCCUUAGUUAUCAAAUGUCAUGGGAUUCUGAUCAUUUUCAGGUCACAUUGACACCAGCUGUUUGCUGUGAAAUACAAACAUGCUACUGGAGUGAUGCUUUAGAAGGCUCUUCUGAUUUUAGUAAUUUUUAGAGCACACAAAUUCUAAAUAUUUUGGAUCACACAAACUGGAAAAAAUGCUCAUUCCAUUUUUCUGUUAUUUUCAUUCUUUGGCAAUAUACAUUUCAUUGAAUUUAUCUUCAAUACUUUUUAGACUGUAAAUCAACCUCCAGCACAAGAAAGAGCAUCUGUAGCAGAGCUAGCACAGGUAAAUAGUUGAGCACAGGACAUAUAAUGUCUCUGACAGAGCAGAAUAAUGAAACUGAUGAUAACAACACAGACAUUCAUCUAAGGACACAUAUAAUAACAACAUACCCCCUAAUAAGUAAGGGGAAAAUCAAAACACUGGCGGCAGCCAAAAGGGCAAGAAUCACCCCUCCAUCUCCAGAACCCCCUCCUGACUGCGAGCAAGAUACCUGUCUGCCUCGCUUUGAGAACAUGGUGCACUGAAAAGAGAAAGACAACAUUAGACAUGCUCACAGAUUUUAUUAUGAUUGGCUAUGGAUGGCCAUUGCCCUGCCCUAUCUUAUGUUAAGUUAACCUGGUGCUCUCUGUAAAUGGAGCAGUGUGUGGGGGGGGAGACAAAACUGCCAGCUCAGAGGAACCAGACACCCUAGUAAAAGGCAAAAAAGAGAGCUACAUGUUCUUAUUAAUUCCCCUAGAGACAAAAGGGCUAGGCCAACUAAACCCCCUCAAAAAAACCCCAAGAAGAAGACAAUAUAAAAAAUACAAUUACAAACAAGCAAACAAUAUAAUAAGACCAUAAUGCAGAGUUUCUCUGCUCUUGUUUUCUGCAUUUUAAGCAGUUUAUUAUUUUUAAUGGCAUAUUUAGAAGACAAAAUCUUCAAUCCUGUGCAUGCUUAUUUGGAAGUAAACACUGCGGAACACAGUGAUACAGAUAUAGAUAAAGAUAUAGAUAUAUACCCAUGACCCUGAGAUUAAGAGUCUCAAGCUCCAACCACUGACCUAUCUGAUUUAAUGUUCCUGCAUAUUAAGGCAGCCCAACAUCUCUAUAACUGCAGCAAGUGCCUUAAUGUUCAAGUGAUGCAAACCCUUUAUGCACACUGUAUAUACAUGUCUAUAAUCUAUAUAAGAAUUAGCUGCAGCAGGCUAUGUAUUGCAGCCCUUAAGCACAAGAAGGGCCAAGGGGGAAGACCAACUAAGAUGUUGUGUCACAUUCAGGCGAAAGAGGAGGUGCCACAACUAAUGCUCACCGGGAGGAUGGUAAACGGCCAUUCUGAGUAAAUAGGGAAAGGAUAAUUCUGAAAGAGUACAUAAGUUGUUCCAAUGCCUUUGGAUUUCAUCAAGAGAAAGACUUAAUUAGACAGAGCAAAAUUGGUAGAAAGCAUUGUUAUUUUAUUUGUAAGCAGUUGACCAUAUCUUCUUGCUUCUGCAGUAUGUGUUGACAUCAAACAUAGAGCUUCCUCUUGCAUAUCAACACUCCCAGUGGAAUGCUGAAGAUCUAGGCAGUUUCAUUCGAUUGUGUCUCUUGGAUCAGAGCUUCCCAGCAUUUGUGCAAGAAGUGGAGAACCAGUUGAAAAAAAUUACAGAUGAGUAGGAAGCAAAGCAAUAAAUUAAAAUGUAUUACAAUGAGAUAAAUUCAAUAUAGAUAACUGAGAAAGAGUACCAUAGCUAGUGGUUUUAUUUUUAAAAAAGGUUAUCCAUUUAUUACACUUCAGAAAGUACACACAGGUUUUAGAGGUAUGCAUAAAACAACAUAACUUUAAAUUGCCAUGAAAAAAAUUGCUUUUUGUUAUUGUGGCUGAAAGGACAUUAACCCAAAAGGGUCUUUUAUAAGAAUGUAAAAUCUUAAUGGAGAAAUCCUGCCUCUACCACAGUGUCAGGGACCUGGUCCCUCAGCUUCACUUGUCUGAAGUAGCUGUGUCUUGUUUCUUUAGGUUCCUUGCUGCCGCCGGUUCCCUCGGAAGGCUUCAAAACCUCAUUGUAAAGGGGUUUAUUAGGCUUGGUCAUGAGAUGGACUGCACCACAAGAGGCAGGAUAAAAACUGGGGUUAUUAAGGGGAUUAUAUCUACAUAAGGGGCACCCACACCACAGUUAGGACCCAUCACACCAAAAAUUGAGCAAAGUCAUAUUUCAGUCAAACACCUUGUUUCAGAAUGGGUGCUGUAGAUGUAGAUGAAGAUCACCACCUCCCACACAGGAAACCUCAUGUUGAGUUGAGUGACAAUAUCUUAAGGGGUAUCAAAAUUGGCACAGGUUGGGCCUGUCACACAAAAUUUGGCAGUGUCCCUUCAGAUGCGACAGUAUCUUCAGAGGUAACCAAAUCAAUGCAAUGUGGACCUGUCAUGCCAAAAGUCGGGCAAAGUCUUGCCAAAGUAUGUUUUUGUCCACCAUCUUAAUUUAAAAUGGCACCCAGCAGCGCAAUAUUGACAAAAAAAAAACCCUGCCUCCAUCUCAUGCCAAGUUUGCAAUUGGUGCAGUUUGGACCUAUCAUGCCAUGUCGAAAUUCGGGCAAAGUCACUCCAGGCCAUAUAUUGAACUGCCAUCUUGAUUCAGAAUGGCAGCUGGUAUCCUAGCAUUGGCGAAAACCACUGUGCCUACCUUGGGAACCCUCAUGCCAAGUUUGGUAACAACAGUUCAAGAGGCCUCUGAAAAACACAGGGCAAACCAUUUUCCAACAUAUAUAGUAGACACGGCAUGUAAACUGCUGCUUAUCUUCCUGAGAUUUUAUGAACUGGUUCAACAUCUCUCUAUAGUAAUAAGUUCAAUUAUUUUCAGGAGUAUAAUGGCUUCAAAAUAUAUGACUUUGAUGGAAUUGUGCAACAUGAAAGACACAUCAAAAUUUCUAUUUCCCAUGAAAGGAACUACAUUAGGUGCUCCUGUGUGCAUUGGUUCAGAUAAUAAGUGUGUCUGAAAUGUAUUGAAUCAGUGGCUGAGAAACUUUUCAUUAAGAGCACAUUUCCAAUUCACUGAUCCCUUGAGAACAGCGUUAAAAGUGUUAGUAGCACAGCCCCACUCCCCUCAAAAAGGAAUCCCAUUUUCUUCUAAUGGCCAGGUGAAAACUCAAGGCCUCAUCCUCAUUUGGUAUAAACCAGGACAAUAUGACUUGAAUGUCUAAUUUUGAGACAUCCCAGAAAAAAUGACCUGAGUCAGUGGGAAAGGAUGAUGGAAACCAACAGGCUAUUGUUUACAGAGAUUGGAAAGUAAAGAAAGUACUAUUGAUUCUCAGCCACAAACUGGCAAAUAAUGGAUAAAUUAACAACACAAGGGCAUUCUAAAAACCAUGUGUUGCUUCUCCAACAUUCUGGUAGUGUUUUAUUUUCAUUUUGAUCUCUGCCCCUUACUCUGUUUUCUAUACACCUUUUGAAUAAACUGCUUAAUUGGAUUUCUGGGCUGUACUGGUUUCUGGGCACCCUCAAGGGGUGGUUGAACACACAUGCAUGUAUGGUUGCUGUGAACCAUUUGGCCUAUGUUACUGGAUUUAAAUGUGCCUGAGACAUCUGGAGGGGAGACAGGCUGAAGUAGCCAAGUAGGCAGUGGAAAUAUACUCAGAGUCGAGUGUGAAUUUCAUGCUCUUUAGCAUUUCAGCUCAUAGUAGCAAUGAAUGAAAUUUUCCCCAAAACGUCUAGCUAUAUAUAUACAUUAUUUACACAAUGAGCCCCGCGUGAUUGGCUGAUUCCGGGCUGCUCCUGUAGGCCAGUCAGGUUGCAGAUUCACCUCCUCCAGAAGCCUGAUUGGCUGCUCCUGCAGGCCAAUCAGGUCACUGAUUCACUUCUACCUGGAGCUGGAUUGGGUGGCUCCUGCAGACCAAUCAGACUGCUGCAUUCUGGAUCCUAUUCUAGGAUUCAGCUCAGUACAUAACAGCAGCCAUGCUCAUAAGCAGUGGCGUAGCGUGGGUUGUCAGCACCCGGGGCAAGGCAAGUAAUUUGCGCCACCUAACCCGUGGAUUUUAGCACUCAAGUCUCUUCCACUAGAUUAGUUAAAGAAACCCUUACCCCCUAAGCACAUGUAUUGUUUGUUAUGAAAAUACUGAUGUAAUUAAAGUAAAAUGCAUCUAAAUACAAGUUUAUUUUCAAACACUUUAUUGAGUGCGAACAUGCAUUACACAUUCUCCACAUUUUCAGCAGGUCUAUGAAUACAAAUCUACAAAUGUAGUAACCUAGCAUGG
This is a messenger RNA of Podarcis lilfordi (Lilford's wall lizard), 15093 nucleotides long. The record is from the annotation of a GenBank genome assembly. Lineage: Eukaryota; Metazoa; Chordata; Lepidosauria; Squamata; Lacertidae.